AUGGGAAAGGUUCACGGAUCAUUGGCUCGUGCCGGAAAGGUCAAGUCUCAGACUCCCAAGGUCGAGAAGCAGGAGAAGCCCAAGCAGCCCAAGGGUCGCGCUAACAAGCGAAACCUGUACAACCGCCGAUUCGUCAACGUCGUCGUUGGACCCGGUGGCAAGCGUCGUGCCAACGCUCAAGGCGUUGUAUGCUCGCCAUGA
Ceraceosorus guamensis is the source of this 201-nucleotide messenger RNA. RefSeq names its product putative 40S ribosomal protein S30. Gene Ontology annotation, biological process: translation. The transcript has 3 exons. The record is from RefSeq and is a predicted model, not a curated record. The coding region runs from base 1 to 201 and encodes 66 amino acids. Gene Ontology annotation, cellular component: cytosolic small ribosomal subunit; ribosome. Gene Ontology annotation, molecular function: structural constituent of ribosome. Lineage: Eukaryota; Fungi; Basidiomycota; Exobasidiomycetes; Ceraceosorales; Ceraceosoraceae.